This is a messenger RNA of Dracunculus medinensis (Guinea worm), 657 nucleotides long. Lineage: Eukaryota; Metazoa; Nematoda; Chromadorea; Rhabditida; Dracunculidae. The record is from the annotation of a GenBank genome assembly.
AUGCUGCCGCUCGUUUUUUUCUUCAUUUCUCUUAUCCAUAUUGUGAACAGUGGUGGCGUACAAAUAGUGACAUGCGCUGUUACAGUUGGAGCUGUUCAACGACCAUCUGUUCAUGCGCAGCGAUGUACAAAUCGAGAUGAUCGAGUAAAUUAUUUAGUUAGUGACUUGUGUGAAAACCCUACCUUGCGAAACCUUGCACUUCGUGAAUGUUCAAGUCACUGCGCCUUCUGUUGUAAAACAAAGCAAUUUGACUGCCCAAAUGCAGCGGGAGCAGAAGGUGCAUGUCAACGAUUGUACAAUGAAGGCAGCUUGUGCAGCGAUCAACGGUUGAAUGAUAUUGCAUUAAGAAGAUGUCCACACACAUGUGGACUCUGCGAUAGACCAGGCGCGCUUGGAGCUUGUCCAGAUCAAGACGAAUAUUGCGCGAUAAGACUCCUUGGUGAUCCAACUUGCAGCACAGAUUUCAUGAAGAAGUUAUGUAAAAAGACAUGUAAUUUAAGGGAUUGUUUGCCAGAGAAUAAUAGCACUAUUCAGUCGAAAACUUGCUUCGAUUCAGAUUCUCGAUGUCGAGAAAAUGCCAAAUACUGUUUUAUCGGUGAAUAUGGAAAAGUAAUGAGUAGAGUGUGUCGACUCACUUGUGGUUAUUGUCGCCCUUGA